Molecule: messenger RNA, 2863 nt
Organism: Linum tenue
Lineage: Eukaryota; Viridiplantae; Streptophyta; Magnoliopsida; Malpighiales; Linaceae
Source: the annotation of a GenBank genome assembly
GGGUUAAAUACCCAUUUCCCCAAAUUUGGGUUUCUGAUAAAUCGAGAUCAAAUUCAAUCAGGGAAACAAUCAUAUCCCCAAUUUCCCCCCCUUUGAUUCUGCAUUGAAAAGUAUUUGGAUUUCUUCCCCCUUUCCUCUGCUCUGCCAUUAUCACAAGGAUUCCAGCAAGAAAAACAGAGUAAAAACUAAAAAAGGAACAGGCUUUCUUCUUCAUCCUCCAUUUCAUUUAUCUGGGUUCUAUCUUCCUUUUUUUUUUCUUCCCUGUCCAGAUCUCGAGACCCUUUUUGGUCCCUAAAUCUCUCAUCUACCGUUCUGUGAUAUUGACAUUUGUUCAAUAGUCAUUUAAUUUGGUGGGCACAUUCCCAAGCUUUUUCAACUCUCCCCGUCCUCCCCCCAAUCGCUUGUUCACUGCACCGCACCCUUCUUCUUCUUCUUCUUCUCCUUUUUGUUUCGUUCUUCUCUCGCUUCAUUUCCUCCGCCAUUUCCUCCUCCCUCUCUCUGAGUUUCGGUUUUGCAAUAUACAGAGCACUUAGAGCAAAGGUGAAGCGUAAAAACCCAAUCUUUUUUGUUUGUUUAUUGUAUUAUUUUCAGUUGCUCGUGUGGGGAAGGAGAGGAAACAGAGAAAAAUUGUUGACUUCCCCCUCCAAAUUUGACAUUGUGUUAGCUACAUUAUAAGCCCAGCAAUUACGGGGAGGUCGGUGCUAUAAAAUUGGACGAGCUUUCGAUUAGUUGCUUUGCAUGGAAACCAAGGUUGUGGAGAAAUGCCAAUGUCUCAGGAAGUAGGAAGUGAUCCAAUGUGGUCAGGAGAGGGAUCUGGGUUUGAGAUUUGGCUGAGUGAGCCUCAGAGUGUUGAGAAAAGGCGCCAAAAUUUCAUGUCCCAAAUGGGUCUUUCAAAUGAUGUGAGUAGGUCUACAAUGAGCAACAAUGGUGGUGACUGUGAGGGAGAAAUUGGUGGGUUGGAGUUGUCUGAGAGGGUUUCUGAGAGCAGCAAUGCUGAAUGUUCGCGGAGUUCGUGCACUGAUGGAGAUGGGGGAAGCAGUUCGGUUUGUUUAGGGAGGGAGUGUGGUACUGAAGCUAAUUCCAUGGUUGAUGAUGAUUCAGAAGAAGAGGAGGAGUUCGUGGGAAGGAAACCAGGCAGUGGGAGCGAGAGCUCGGAUGGAGAGGUCUCAACUUCUCAGAAAGGGAAUGGUGAGAAGAUGAAGAGAAAGUGGAGUUGGAAGCAGUUUGUGAACAACAAGAAGAGGGAUGAUCAGGAUGUUAGUAGUAAUGACUUGGUUUCCAAGGCAAGCGGCAAAUUUGCAAAAGUGAAGUGCAACAAGAAGAAGUACAUGGAGCUCAGUGGUUUGUUUGUAGGGCAAGAUAUCCAAGCUCACAAGGGAUUCAUUUGGACAAUGAAGUUCAGCCCUGAUGCCAAGUACUUAGCAACUGGUGGUGAAGAUGGAAUCAUUAGAAUUUGGCAAGUUGGAACAGCUCCUGCUGAUUCCAAGCUUCCCGGGGCUGGCUUGAAGAAGGGUGGUGGCCAGCAUCAGCAGCAGCCUUCCAUUGUGAUUCCCGAGAUGGUCUUCAGGAUUGAAGAGUCACCGGUGCACGAGUUUCGUGGGCAUUCGAGUGAUGUUCUGGACUUGGCAUGGUCAAGCUCAAAUUUGCUGCUGUCUUCUUCAAAGGACAAAACUGUUAGAUUGUGGCAACUUGGUUGCAACCAUUGCCUCAAUGUUUUCCACCACAGGAACUAUGUGACAUGCAUCCAAUUCAAUCCUGUCAAUGAGAACAACUUCAUCAGUGGAUCGAUCGACGGGAAAGUUCGAAUCUGGGGGGUUUCUGAGACACGAGUCAUCGAAUGGGCUGAUGUUCGAGAUGUUAUAUCUGCUAUAUGUUACAAACCAGAUGGGAAGGGUUUUGUAGUUGGCUCGAUUCGAGGCAGAUGCCGGUUCUAUGAAGUAUCAGCUAAUGAUCUGCAUCUGGAGGCAGAGAUUCAUAUACAAGGCAGAAAGAGAACAUCCAGCAAUAGAAUCACAGGCAUUCAGUUCUCCCAGGAAAAAGUUCCAAAAGUCAUGAUCACUUCUGAAGAUUCCAAAGUCAGAAUAUUCGAUGGCUUUGACCUCAUCCACAAGUUUAAAGGGCUUCCAAGGUCAGGGAAUCAAAUGUCGGCUUCCUUCACAUCAACAGGGAAACACAUAAUCUCGGUUGGAGAUGACUGUCAAGUCUAUGUCUGGAACUACAAUGACCAAAGCAGCAGCAGUUUGUAUGGUGCUGGUAGCCCUGUCUACUCCAAAAAGAUAAAAUCUGAACAGUCCUUCGAGCAUUUCUCCUCACAAGGUGUCUCCGUGGCGGUGCCUUGGCAUGGAAGCAACAAGAGCAGUAUUGGUGGUGGUGGCGUCGGUGGUGGUGGUGCGAGUCCAGGAAGGUUCCUUGGCCAGAAAGGCACCAGCCACCAUGGUGGUAGGAGGAGGGGUUCGAAAGACAUGGAUAGGUUUUCGAUUGGCAAUUGGUUCAAAGACGGUGGAUUCAGGGCGAACUCGUCCUCUGGUGCCACGUGGCCCGAGGAGAGGCUUCCCGGUUGGAAUGGUGCCGGAGGAGGGUCUAGGGUGGUGGAUCGGAACCCGACGACAUGGGGGAUGGUGAUUGUGACGGGGAGUUGGGAUGGGAAGAUUUCCACUUUCAAUAACUAUGGGUUGCCAAUGAUAUUAUGAUGCCAUGACUUGAGUUGGAAGAAAGGGGGGAAAAAGAAAACUUGUAGAUGUUGAAGAUGAAAGAGUGUAAAGGCUAAGCUCUAGAUCAAAUUAGGAUUAAGGUUCUUUUCUCUUAGAGCAAAUGGUGGUAGAUGUGAAUAAUUUAAGUUAGUCUAAACACAUUGAAAGAAGGU